This is a messenger RNA of Coniophora puteana RWD-64-598 SS2, 2169 nucleotides long. Its product is annotated as acyltransferase ChoActase COT CPT. The transcript has 7 exons. Gene Ontology annotation, cellular component: mitochondrion; peroxisome. Gene Ontology annotation, biological process: carnitine metabolic process. The record is from RefSeq and is a predicted model, not a curated record. Bases 179 to 2056 code for a protein of 625 amino acids. Gene Ontology annotation, molecular function: carnitine O-acetyltransferase activity. NCBI's taxonomy places the organism in Eukaryota, Fungi, Basidiomycota, Agaricomycetes, Boletales, Coniophoraceae.
AGCACCGCUGGCAUCUUCCCCCCUGCUUCCACUGAUCUCACUACCAACUCCUCGGGCAUGCUCAGACUCUCGAACAGAUUCACAUUCAGGUCUACUCUUUCUCCCGUGAGCACAGAAUCCACUUUGGUCGUCUGAACGCUUCUUCUGACGUACAUCAUGUACCGUUCAGGUAAACCAGAUGGCCCGGAGCCGCCCCGCUUCUUCUACCGCGCCUCGCAAGGCAGACGUGCCUCCAGGUUACGUCGCUGACCCCUCAAAAGGUCGCAUGCUCGCAUACCAAGACUCCCUUCCCCGUUUACCCGUCCCCACCCUCGCUUCUACCACCGCCAAGUACCUCGAGACCGUCCGUCCCCUCGUCACCCCUGCCGAGUAUGCAGCCACCGAAGCGGCCGUACGCGAUUUCGCCAAGAGCCCGUUGGCUGCUGAACUGCAGAAGCGUCUCGAGGCCCGUGCUGCAGAGCCGGACCAGCGCAACUGGCUCGCGGACUGGUGGAACGAGGCGGCGUACAUGGGCUACCGCGACCCGGUCGUGGUGUUCGUGAGCUACUUCUACGUCCACGUCGACGACAUGCGUCGGAGGACGCCAGCGAAGCGCGCGGCGGCGCUCGUCAAGGCGAUGCUGCCGUUCCGACAGCUUACCGAGAGCGGGGAGCUUGAGCCUGAGAAGGUGAGGGGCGCACCGCUGUGCAUGGACUCGUACAAGUGGCUCUUCCACUCGUCGCGCUACCCAACCAAGCCUUCCGAUACCGCUCGCAAGUUCGACCCGAAAACGCACAAUCACGUCGUAUUUGUUCGCAAAAACAAGUUCUUUGAGGUGCCGCUGGCUGGUCCUGAUGAGCGUGAGCUGAGUGCUGCUGAACUGGAAGUUCAAGUUGAGCGCGUCAUUCAACAGGCUGGCGAGAACAAGGGUGCCCCCAUCGGUGCAUUGACCAGCGAGAAUCGUGAUAUUUGGACGGAGGCCCGCGAGGCUCUUAUUGCCGCUUCGCCUGAAAACGCCAAGUCUCUCGAGCGUAUCGAGAGCGCAGCGGUCAUCGUAUGUCUAGACGAUACCAAGCCCGUUACCCGCGAAGACAUCUCCUGGGCAUGCUGGGUCGGUAACGGUCGCAACCGCUUCUAUGACAAACACCAGUUCUUGGUUUUCGAUAAUGGCCGGUCCGGAUUCCUUGGCGAGCACUCCUGCAUGGACGGCACGCCUACUCUCCGCAUGAACGAGUUCAUCCUCGCCUCGCUCGCCGCCAACAAAGCUGACCUCGGCGCCCCGCGUGACGCCUCGACAGGCUCCUCGCUUCCCGCGCCCACGGAGCUCACCUUCAAGCUCGACGGCAAAGUCACCAAGUUCGUCGACGAGGCGUGCGAGCACUUUGACGCGCUCGUGGGGCGACACGACAUGCACGUGCUGCACUACGAAGGGUACGGCAAGGACCUGAUGAAGAAGUUCAAGGCGUCGCCGGAUGCGUGGGCGCAGCUGGUGAAGCAGCUCGCGUUCCACAAGAUGGAGGGGCGCCCGGCUGUGACGUACGAGUCGUGCCAGACGCGCAAGUUCCAGCGCGGGCGCACGGAGGUCAUCCGGAGUGCGAGCAACGAGAACAAGGCGUGGGCGGAGGCGAUGUUGAACCCUGAUGUUUCGGAUACUCGUCGUGCCACUCUCUUCCGUCAGGCAGUCAGCCGCCACUUGCAGUAUGCUGCGUGGGCGGCAGAUGGCCAAGGCGUCGACCGUCACCUCUUCGGUCUCAAGAAGAUGUUGAAGGAGGGCGAGUCGCUUCCGAAGAUCUACGAGGACCCCUCGUUCAGCAAAUCGAGCCACUGGGAGCUCUCAACGUCGCAGCUGUCGAGUCGGUUCGUCGACGGCUGGGGUUAUGGCGAAGUGGUGGAGGACGGGUAUGGUCUGUCGUACUCCAUCGACGACCAUUAUAUCCGGUGGACGAUCACCUCGCUCAAGCGGAACACCGCCGAGCUCAAACAUUACCUCGCUGAGGCGGCGACGGAGGUCAGACAGAUGAUGGAGCGUGCGGCUGCUGAGGAGGCUAAGGCUGCUGAGGGCAAGGCGAAGCUCUAAGCGGCAGACGGGGGGCCUUUGGCAAGUUUGAGCGUGGGUACUGCAGAGAGAAUAUAGUAUCUUGAUGUAUGGAAGUGGUUAUUGAGGCCGAUGCAGGAUCUUCUUUAUGACGC